CCAAAACUGACGCAGUGUCACGGUCGAGUGCGAUGCCGGCGGCCACAGCCCGGGCCCUCUUCCAGAACAGCAAGCGUCGAUAUGGAAAGACCUUUCUAGGGUCGUUCAACAUGUACAAGGUCAAUGUGGACGAGAAGCAUGUGCUCGAUCCCCGCAUCGGCACGUCGUGGCUGCUGCCUCAUCAAAACGGCGAGACAUUCCGCCUGUGGGUAGCUCGGAACCUCGAGCUGUCGCCCCUUAUGCGCGGGUUGGACGCCCUUAUGGUCGUGCUGAGCUUCGUCAUGGUCGCGUUCUUUCUAUAUACAAACUGGAACAGCUACAGCAUCGAUUUGGACCCGGCCGUGCAGACUUCGAGCAACGUGAUUGGCAUCCUCUUCACAGCCGACUACAUUAUCCGAGUGUAUGCCACCCCCCUGCGCCUCGAAUACGUCACGAGCGUGUUUUCCCUUGUCGACUUGAUCGGCGUUGCAUCUGCAUGGAUCGAAAUCUGCCUCUCUAAGCGCUAUAUGGCGAUUUUGAAAAUUGACACCAUGGGGCGCCAGUUCCUGUCGAUGCUUCAAGUGAUGAAGUCGCUGCGGGUGCUCCGGGCGUACCGCCUCCUGCGCUUCACGUCGUCAAUGGUGCAGCGCCAGAUCCUGGCCACGGUCCUCACGGUGCUGUGCAUGAUCAUCGCCGUCGCCGGCGCGCUCCAAAACCUCGAGCUGUGCCCUGCCCAUUGCCCUGACAUCUGCAUCCCCCUCUAUCGCAACGACACGAUGGCGUGCGUAGACGUGGAAAUCACGUUCGCAGACUCCAACGCCACGACCACGUGCCCCAGCUUUGUCAACCACUUGCUCGAGAAAGCCCUUCCCCCAACCAACUGCUGCCGGUGUCAAGUGUAUCGGUUUCUCGAUUGGAUCUACUUUGUCGUGGUGACCAUUUCGACGCUGGGAUACGGGGACAUCUCCCCCAAAACUGCGUCUGGACGCUUUGGCACGGCCAUCUUGAUCAUGAUGACGUUCGUGUUUGUGCCCAUCCAAGUGAACAAGCUCGUGACGGUCAUUUCCCAACACUCCAAGUACAACAAAGCAUACACGUCUCGAAGUGACACGCACGCCGUCAUCACAGCCCACCAACUCGACGUGAGCAUGCUCCAUGCAUUCCUCCGGCAGUUCUUUCAUCCUCAAAACCGAAACUGGAACGAACGGAUUGUGAUUCUGCAUCCCCAAGAACCGUCUGCUGACGUGACCAAGAUCAUCCACCUGUACGAGCCCCGCGUGACGUACAUUGUGGGCUCCGCCAUGCAAGAAGCCGACCUCAAGCGCGCGGCUGUGCCCACCAGCGCCAUCUGCUACGUGCUCACGUCGUGCGCGGGUGACAGAUCUGGCCGAGCUGACCAGAUGUCGGCCAUCCUCACGACAGCUUUCCGCGUCAUGAACAAGACCGUUCCAAUUUUCACCCAAGUGAUCGCGUCCACGUCCGUGUCCUACUGCACCAUCUCUGGGGCCACCAACGUCGUGUGUGUGCAAAAAUUGAAAAUGAGCAUGCUCGCGCUGAGUUGCGGCAUCAAGGGGCUCACGACGUUGCUAACAAACUUGCUGUCGACGCUGUCGCCGCCUUCGAAACCGGCCAAGGAGCCGUGGAUGGCCGAGUACCUCCAAGGAGCGAUGAGUAAAAUCUUUCGGGUGGAUAUCCCGCGGUCGUUUUCCGGUAUCACGUACCACGAACUCGUCAUGUUUCUGUACAACAACCUCCAAGUGAUCCCCAUUGCCAUGGAAAUGGGCAACGGCAUCCAACUCAACCCAAUGUCAUUCAAGUUGGGCCAAGCGGCUGACCCGAAGCUGUGCUGCACCGUGUAUGUGAUUGCGCCCAAUCUGCAAGUGAUCGACCGCAUCAACGAGUACCAGCACGAGCAAAUCCGAGAGUUCCGACAGACACUGCGCAAGAUGGAGCGCGCCAAGGCGGACGCGGAAGGGGCCGAAAACAAGUCCCCCAAAAGCGCCAAGAAACAGAAGAAAAAAUUCACGCUGGGCGGCCACGUGUUUAGGUCCAACUCGCACGACACCGCCGGGUUCGAUAUCAAGGCAGCGUACGAUUUAUUUAUGGCAAAGGAUUUGCCCACCGUGCUGGAUGGACACAUUGUGGUCGUGGGGCUGCCGUUUGCAUUGCAAGAUUUACUUGAUCCGUUGCACACCAAGUCGUCGUCCCAGAUUGUAGUGAUCUUUUCGCCCGUGAAGAUGGCGAUCCCAGACUUUGAGCGUCUGACGCAUCCAAACCAAACGUACUUUGCACUCGGGUCACCGCUCACCUCGUUUGACCUGCAGCGCGUAAGCAUCACCACAGCGUCAUCCGUGAUCGUGUUGUCGAAGGCGGACAGCGGCACCACGAACGCGACGGUCGAGUUUUUCGAUAAAAAUAUGGUGGACGCCGAUGCGAUCACAUGCGUUCGGUUUAUUUUGGAAGGCUGUUCGCGGCAUCGUCAAGUGCCGCCGAAUUUAAUAGUCGACUUGGCAAAGCACACCAACGUGCGGUUCCUGAGCAUGGCCGUGAAGCGUGAAAGUCGACGGGAGCGCCGCUUGACAGAUCGUAUGCUCCUGCAAGGCGGCCAUCUGACCAUGGACGAUGCCACGCUCGCGGACAUGGACAUUGGUGGCGACGACGACGAAAACGAGGAUGUGCUGGAUAUGAACUACAUUUACGAGCCGGCGUAUGCGUCCGGUCGUGUGGCGGUGAAUGGCCUGAUCGAGUCUCUUAUGAGCGAGUGCUACCAAAAGCCCAACCUGCCCUUGAUUAUCGACGCGUUGCUCCACGGCCAAGAGCCCGAUUACGACCUCCAGUUGUUUCAAGUGCCAUGUCCAACGGGACUCGUGGGCAAAUCAUUUGGCGAGAGUUUUCGCAAGCUGCUGCGUCUGAACUUCAUUUGCAUCGGCUGCUGGCACCCCGAGAACGUCAAGGCGAUGACCGCCAAGGACAUUCCAGCGUAUGUGCAUACAAACCCCAAGACAGAAAUGAAGCUCCACGCCAACGACCUGCUCUACGUAAUUGGCCGCCCGGCGUCCAAGAUCGAGUUGUGAUCGUUUUCUUUCGCCCAUAUCCGAUGGAUAUGCCUUAAUUUAUUACCCCGCUUUUGACUUGAAAUGUCCUACUACUGGCGUCGACUGGCUGGCGGGGGAGUGCGCCACCGAGCGCGCAACGUGAUCAUCACCGCACCAAACGAUAAAAUGCCGCCCGCCACCGCUAUGGAUGUUAAAACGCGGCGGUGGAAUGUGGCGGCGUCCCGCGCAGUGGUCGCUUCAUCGGUUAGGAUGCGGCGGAACUCGUCCAUGUCUGCCUGGCGCGACACCGCGGCUUGGCCCCUAGCGAUGGCAUCCCGACGCAACGCCGCGUUCUCGUUACGUUGACGAACGAUAUCCGCUUGGAUGGACGCAAUGUCCGCUGUCGUAACCUCGAUCUCGUGCUGCAAUGCUCUCCACUCGUGUAGGUGCUGCAUCAACUCCCGUUCACUUUCCCGCAAUUGGGUCAACUCGUUGUUCUUGGCCGCUACAUUGGCGAGCAUAUCAUCCUUCAUACGUUCCCAGUGACUUGCAAUCUGCUUCUGGUUGGUCUCUUCGAGGACGAGGAGGUCAGUCCAGUUGUCACGCCAUGUUGAAAGCUUCCUGCGCAAGUGAUCGACGAUCGAUGUGUUCAAUGGUGUGACCUGAAUCUCAAUCUGUGCAGCGCGAACGCGGCCCAUGACUUCCUGAACAUGUUCGUGCUGACUGUCUGUCUUGACAAAGGUGUUCAUGGCGCUGUACAGCAUCGCCGUCACUGCCGCCACGACCCACACCGCAUUACGCCACAGACUCAUUUUUAUUUCGCCAGGUGAGGACUG
Aphanomyces astaci is the source of this 3850-nucleotide messenger RNA. RefSeq lists its product as hypothetical. The record is from RefSeq and is a predicted model, not a curated record. Lineage: Eukaryota; Oomycota; Saprolegniomycetes; Saprolegniales; Verrucalvaceae. Gene Ontology annotation, cellular component: membrane. The coding region runs from base 33 to 3053 and encodes 1006 amino acids. Gene Ontology annotation, biological process: potassium ion transport. The transcript has 13 exons.